Molecule: messenger RNA, 1779 nt
Organism: Cuculus canorus (common cuckoo)
Lineage: Eukaryota; Metazoa; Chordata; Aves; Cuculiformes; Cuculidae
Gene: APIP
Product: APAF1 interacting protein
Exons: 8
Coding region: 289-993 (234 amino acids)
Cellular component (GO): cytoplasm
Molecular function (GO): metal ion binding; methylthioribulose 1-phosphate dehydratase activity
Source: RefSeq, a predicted model, not a curated record
GCAAACGCCUACCACGGGCGCACCUCCACUUCUCACGCCCUGCCUGCCCGUCCGCCCUGGGGUGCGCCCGCAUCUCCUCUAAAGGUAUUCCCACUACUGGUGAGGGAGCCUGCUUUCUGCAUCCCACCCCGGCCAGUCUGCCUCCGCCCGGGGGCGGGGCCCGCCACGACCUCGAGGGUGCGGCUCGGGCAAGUGCCCCGUCGCCAGGGACAGGUUGGUGUUCUGCAGCAGCCGCUCCUGAAACAAGUCCCCAAGCAAGGACCCCGCGUUCGCCGCGUAGUCGGUGCCAUGGCUGCUGCUAACGACCGAGACGGCGCGCAGGAGAAGUUACAUCCAAGAAAUCUUAUCCCAGAGCUUUGUAGACUGUUUUAUGGUUUAGGCUGGGUAACAGGAACGGGUGGAGGAAUCAGCUUGAAACAUGGAAAUGAAAUUUACAUCGCUCCUUCAGGAGUCCAAAAGGAAAGAAUGCAGCCAGAAGAUAUGUUUGUUUGUGACAUGAAUGAACAGGACAUCAGCGGUCCUCCACCAUACAAGAAACUAAAGAAAAGCCAGUGCACACCUCUUUUUAUGAAUGCCUACACUAUGAGAGGGGCAGGCGCAGUGAUCCAUACUCAUUCCAAGGCUGCUGUUAUGGCUACCCUUCUUUACCCAGGGAGAGAGUUCAGCAUUACACAUCAGGAGAUGAUAAAAGGAAUCCAGAAGUGUACUUCAGGAGGCUAUUACCGAUAUGAUGAUAUACUAGUGGUUCCCAUUAUUGAGAAUACACCAGAAGAGAAGGAUCUCAAGGAAAGAAUGGCACGUGCAAUGGAAAAAUACCCAGACUCUUGUGCUGUAUUGGUCAGACGUCAUGGAGUUUAUGUAUGGGGAGAAACAUGGGAAAAAGCCAAAACGAUGUGUGAAUGUUAUGAUUACUUGUUUGAUAUCGCAGUGCAGAUGAAGCAGCAUGGGCUAGAUCCUUCAAAACAUCCAGCGGGAGAAAAUGGGAUCUUGUAAGUGACAACAACAUUUAUAGUCAGGUUUCUUACAUGACCGAAUUCCCGUUUUCCACCUCACUGUGUUAAAACCAGAAGGGGGUGCUGUUACACUCUUUGAUUGGCAGAUAUUUGUCAGUUUUGACUAUUUAAACACAUCCAAGAAGAAAAGAAGGGUUAAAACAAAAACAACAGUGGUGAACAGUCAUUGCUAUUUAUAAAUCCUAUCAAAUGCUACAGUAAGAAGAAUGAAAAUUCAGAUGCCAAAAAAAAAGAUUUUAAAAAAAGCUGUGGGGAACUAAUGUGACAUUUUGUUUGUGCUUUUUAAGAGUUCAUAUUUCAACAAUAUGCAUUUGUUGAUCCUGCUCUACUGCUACAUCAUUUAACUUGUUCUAGGUCUCCAUUUCUGAAACUCAUAGUAUAUAGUGAAAGCAACUCCUUAAUUAGAAGUUAGGUAUGAAGUUUAAAGCAUUGUUUGGACUGCUGAUACUUUCAUGCUUUGUCAAUAAGGGUUUUUUUUUAAAAAGGGUUUUUUUUUUAAAAAAAAAAAAAGUCUGUAGCGUAUGUAUUUUUCAGUUCUCUUAUCUGUUAUUAUAAUGAGUAGGAAACACAUAAUCAUAUGGUGUGCAUUUGGAAGUUGUUACUGAGAGACUGCGCUAGGUUUUGUCUACUUUUUACCUCUUUAAAUUCACUCACUUUUGAUAAGAUUUUAUUACAACUUUAAAACAGCUUUUUAUAGCCUUUGAUUAGCCACCGUAAUUUAGAUUUAAUCAAACUGCUCAUUAAAAUAUAGUCUCCAGUAUUUUUG